AUGGAUCCGGAAGUUCAGGAAGCUCUGCUGAAUCUGAAAGCUGACCGUUGUGAUGUGGAGGAAUUGUUUGAAUUUAUUCGAACACUUGUUAUCGUAAAGGACAAAAAUCCAACUCGUGGGGCUAAGCGCGCAAUUCAAGGACCACAAAAGAUCACAAAUCACUUGGAUCAUAUCAUCGAAUGGAUCAAUCCCGAAGACGACGUCGAGCAAUUCGCUUCUGGCUAUACUAAGACCAAGCUACCGAUAUUAAUCGUCAAGGCACCACAGUAUGAGGAAGGAGCAACAUACAUUCGUUUGAACAAACGUGUGUUUUCGGCAGGUUGUGAUAUUCGCCGAGCAUUUUUGCUUUUGGUUCAAACAUACUUCAUUUUCAAAUUCAAGUUUGAACCGUCUCUUGCAAAUUUUUACAAUUUUUUCGUUGGAGCCGUUUUGACCGUGGAUAAUAUGACGACAACUGUUAACAACUUUAUCUUUCAGCUCAACUAA
Ochlerotatus camptorhynchus is the source of this 486-nucleotide messenger RNA. RefSeq lists its product as uncharacterized. The record is from RefSeq and is a predicted model, not a curated record. Bases 1 to 486 code for a protein of 161 amino acids. Lineage: Eukaryota; Metazoa; Arthropoda; Insecta; Diptera; Culicidae. The transcript has 3 exons.